Molecule: messenger RNA, 4380 nt
Organism: Paramuricea clavata
Lineage: Eukaryota; Metazoa; Cnidaria; Anthozoa; Malacalcyonacea; Plexauridae
Source: the annotation of a GenBank genome assembly
GGGGGGGGGCAGGCUCCCCCUCAGCUACGGGCCUGCUCUCUUCUUAAUAAUAAUAACAUUAAAUGCUGUAUCUUGACUGCAGAGUGACGAAGAAGAACCAGAUGAGCUUCAAGAAGCCAAGAAGAACACGAUGAUGAAUGAGGAUAUCGAAGAAAAACAAAAACCGAAGGAAGAAACUAAGGUAUGAAGUGGAAACACUUGCAGUUCAUAUAACGACAUUGAAUAUACAAUAUAUAUGAAUCUGUUUCGUGUAUUCGUCUAAUCUGUCGUAAAUUUCUCUGAAUUUCUAGAGCCUUGCAGAGAGGAUACGUGCUGGAAGGUAAAAUAAAGCUUUUUAUAUCCGUAGAUAGUUUUACUAAGCAUUUCCGUAGGGCAGAUGGUGGUCAAGAUUGCAGUUAUCAAAGUGAAAAAAAUAAUGUUAAUUCUAAGUCAGCGCUUCAAAUAACGUUCCCAAAGUUCCUGAUCAUGGUGAUCGGCAGUCAUGACUUUCCCUGCUCUUUCGAGUUGGAAACCCUGCUUUUCCGCCGAUCAUAAGAAAUUUCUUGCCGAUCAUUGAUCGGCUGUUAUUCCAAGCCCUGAUUCUUUCAUUAUAUGUUGUAGUCUUCUAUUCGAAAUCAAACAAAUGAAAGUGAGACAUCUAGUUCUUGCUGCUGCUAUCAGAAUUGAUAUUUCUGAAGUUGAAAACCAUCUGCUGUAACGCUUAUUGGAGGCCGAUAUACAUAGCAUAACUUUUGUCUAAAACUGUCGCAUGUAGAGUAGUAACUCAUGCUUACAACUUGUAAAUCAAGCACACAACUCGUCCACGUUGUUGUAGGUGAGUUAAUUGCUUUGUGUGCUUGAUUUACACAGUAUAAUUACUCAAGUUGUAAGCAGGUUGCAUGCGACAGUUUUAGGCAAAACUUGUGCCUUUACGGCUUAACCGUCGCAUUCACAUUACGCCGGGGCGCGAAAUAGUUUGAAAACGUCACUUUUGUCGUAACAAUUUGAGCACGGUUUCUAAACGCUUGGCGGCUUCGUGUCAACACAAACACCGUUACUUUUUUGUACCGCUUUUGCAAACCAAGCAUCUCAGGUCUCAAAACGUGUGUUCACACUAGCCCGUUACAGUUUGCGAUGUUACUCUGAGUGCAUAUCCACACCGGGCGAGCUUGAAAAAUAUGCCCGGCCACGGUGGAAUUCGAACCUAUACGACCUUUGGAAUACUAGCCCAAUGCUCUGCCAACUGAGCUACGCGGUCAGGACGGUUCGAGUAAGUGAUAUUUCGGAACAGUAUCUAGUUCCUUCAAUACCAAUGUGUUCUAGUAAUAUACCAAUGUGGGCUAGUAUUCCAAAGGUCGUAGGUUCGAAUCCCACCGUGGCCGGGCAUAUUUUUCAAGCUCGCCCGGUGUGGAUAUGCACUCAGAGUAGCAUCGCAAACAUAUUAUUCACCUGAGUACACAACACCAACACAGAAAAAUCCGUUACAGUUUGUUUACAAAUUAAAUUAGCACUCAUGUAAACCCAAAAUAUUUCAAAUAGAGCAAAGAAAUUUCAAAAGCAUUCCAAUUUACCGUUUUGAGACAUGAGAUGCUUGAUUUGCAAAAGCGGUGCAAAAAAGUAACGGCGCGCGUGUUGACACGAAGCCGACAAGCGUUCCGUUUUCAUCUAGAUCCGUUUAGAAACCCUGCUCAAUUUGUUACGACAAAAGUGACGUUUUCAAGUUAGACAAUUCCCAUUAUAGACUAAUUUUAAAACUAGGCAUGGAGAUGCAAAUAAAUCACCACAGCUAGAAAGAGCAUACUAAAAUUAGUAAAAUUGCAAAGUUUGGUUGCGAAAUGUUGUAAAAUGCGGAAAAUAUAGCCUUGCAAAAUUUGCAAAUUUUGUGUACUUUUGUAUUGCGUGCGGAAAUUGCUACCACAUUUGGGCCGAAAAUGGUCGCAAUUUCCGCACGCAAUACAAAAGUAUACAAAAUUUGCAGACUUUGCAAGGCUAUAUUUUUCAAACCACUCCGGCGAGCGUAGUCUAAGAUAGAAACAUGCAAAGACAAAUUCUGACAGCCGCGCUGUGACACAGAUUACAACUCCCUGUGAAAUAUAAGCUGACAAAUACCAAUGUUCUUUUUUCUUAGGACGGGGCCAACUGAUAGAUAUAAAAACACAUCUAAAACCUCGGACAGUAAGAUGCCGACAGAUGUGAAUACUUUACAAGAUAAACUUCGAGAAACACAAACUGAACUCGAUGAAACGAAAACUAAACUAGACAAAACAGUACAGGUAAGAUCAUCAACUAUUUACACAUGCGGGAUAUAGCUCUACUAAUUCUAAACUGUUCUCCUUGGAAGUCUAGUAAGAGUCGUCUCUAUUUGAUCCAGGGUUACUACAGGAGGAAACCUAAACUAACUUUAUUGAUACUGGAUAGCUCUAUCAGUUCUAAACUGCUCUCCCUAGAGGUCCAGUAUAAGGAUCAUCUCUUAUUGAUCCAGUGUUACUACAGGAGGAAACCUAAACUAAAGCAACUUAUUUACACUGGAUAACUCUAUCAGUUCUAAACUGUUCUUCCUAGAGGUCCAGUAAAGAUCAUCUCUUAUUGGUACAGUGUUACUACAGAAGGAAACCUAAACUAAACUAACUUUAUUUACACUGGAUAGCUCUAUCAGUUCUAAACUGUUCUUCCUAGAGGUCCAGUAAAGAUCAUCUCUUAUUGAUCCAGUGUUACUACAGAAGGAAACCUAAACUAAACUAACUUUAUUUACACUGGUUGGCUCUAUCAGUUCUCCUAGAUAGAUGGAUGAGAAAUAAUAUGUGCAAAUUCUUUAUCGUUUAGGAGAAAAAUAAAUUAGAAAGAAAAUUAGAAAAUAUGGAAGAUGAUUUAAAGGUAACCUCAUUUUCAUAUGUUAUACAGGAUGUCAAGACCUGCCGUAUACUCUCUUGACAAGCGAGAGUUUACAUGAGAGUUUCCUCAACUUUCAUUGCUUGAUCAAACAAGAACAAGAGUUGCAUGAAAGUUGAAAAGCGAGAGUUUACAUGAGAGUUUUCUCAACAUUCAUUGCUUGAUAAACGAGAACAAAAGUUGCGCGAGAGUUGACAAGCGAGAGUUUACAUGAGAGUUUUCUCAACUUUCAUUGCUUGAUCAAACAAGAACAAGAGUUGCAUGAGAGUUGACAAGCGAGAGUUUACAUGAAAGUUUUCUCAACAUUCAUUGCAAGAUCAAACGAGAACAAGAGUUGCAUGAGAGUUGAGAAGCCAGAGUUUCCAUGAGAGUUUUCUCAACUUUCAUUGCUUGAUCAAACGAGAACAAGAGUUGCAUGAGAGUUGAGAAGCGAGAGUUUCCAUGAGAGUUUUCUCAACUUUCAUUGCUUGAUCAAACGAGAACAAGAGUUGCAUGAGAGUUGAGAAGCGAGAGUUUACAUGAGAGUUUUCUCAACUUCUAUUACUUGAUCAAGCGAGAACAAGAGUUACAUGAGAAGCGAGAGUUUACAUGAGAGUUUUCUCAACUUCUAUUGCUUGAUCAAACGAGAACAAGAGUUGCAUGAGAGUUGAGAAAUACUUGAGAGUUGAGAAGCUUUGUGGUAUAGGGAUAAGUCAAAAGGGAUAAGUGUACUUUGUAAAAAGGGAGAGUGGUCUCGAGCAGUUAUAUCCAACUCUAUUGUUUACAUUUGUUUUUCAUUUUUAUUUCAGCAACUAAGUGAUUUGCGAGAAGACAAUCAAAGACUAAAAGACGAGAACGGUGCACUCAUCCGAGUUAUUAGUAAAUUAUCGCGAACUCCUACGUGAGUGUCGCGCGAGGAGCUCGCGAGACCGCCGGCCCGCGUGGAAUGCGCGUGUGUGUGCAAAUUUAAAACUAUUUCUUGUGUUUGGGACAUUUUUGUUGUGGUCGCGACCAAAGGCAGGAACUUUAGAAAUUUUUUUCAUUACUGGCGCUCGUCGCUGGAAAUUUGCGCACUGAUUGUUAAUUAAGACGCCCAAUAUGCGCGCCGGAUGUCUAGGCGCAAAUAAUGCAUCCUCUGACCUCGCCCUUGUACCUGCUUGCGCGCAUUUGGCCGCAGCACGCGUGUAUGGGCGGUUGGAAAGCAGCUAGCGCGCGUUUAAUUCUAAUUCGAAUGUUUGGACCGCCAUUUUCAAUAAGAUUGCGCAAUUUAUGCGAAUUUUACAACUUGAUCUGUUCAAAUUUGUACGAAAUUUUGAAUGCGAAUUAUGUAAAUGCCGUCCAAAUAUGCGAAUUGUGAUUUGCGCAUCAGCUUGACUGUUGAAAAGACGGAAUUUAUUCAAAUGCAUCACACUGCAUUGCAUUUGCGCCAACAUUGUGAGAACUAGCAGAAGACAUUUUUGGCGCGCGCACUAGUACAGUGGCUUGCGCUUAUAUUAUAUUAACUUGAAAUAUUUUGUAUGUGUAAAUAAAUGG